This is a messenger RNA of Pezoporus flaviventris, 2339 nucleotides long. RefSeq names its product unconventional prefoldin RPB5 interactor-like. NCBI's taxonomy places the organism in Eukaryota, Metazoa, Chordata, Aves, Psittaciformes, Psittacidae. The record is from RefSeq and is a predicted model, not a curated record. Gene Ontology annotation, molecular function: phosphatase inhibitor activity; chromatin binding; transcription corepressor activity. Gene Ontology annotation, biological process: negative regulation of phosphatase activity; negative regulation of transcription by RNA polymerase II. The transcript is spliced from 12 exons. The coding region runs from base 1 to 1845 and encodes 614 amino acids.
AUGACACUUCAGGCCAUCGAGGAACACCAGAAUAACCAACAAUUGGAUAAAGCUGCUAAGAUUGAACCGUGCGUUUCCCGCUGCCGCGGCGAGCUGCCGGGUGGGUUGACUGGCUACCCAGAGUGCAGCGGACAGGCGGCGGUCGGCACCGAGCUGCCGGCACUUUCCCGGCCCGCCGGCGCAGCGGGAGCCGGGCCCAGACUGCUGUGCGGCCCAGAAUGCGAGUGUGAGAUGCUUCUCUGGGCCCAGGCGGACUUACUCGCUCUGUUGAGGAGAUCGGCCCGGCCCUGCCCGGCCGCCUGCUACCCCUCGCCACCCUCCCCGCGCCGCGGAGCGGCUCUCCCAGAGACUGCGGACCCUGCCCGGGGGGCAUGGAGGCCUUCGGCGGCGCCUCGCCGUUCAGCCCCGCGCUGGUGGGUCGCCUCCGCCAGGAGUACGAAAAGGAAGAAGGUGGAGAGUGAUUAUGAGGCUCUUCAGGAUCGACUCCAUACAUCGCCUAAUAAACUGUCUUAUGAUAUCAUGGUACCUUUUGGUCCUCUUGCCUUCAUGCCAGGAAAACUUGUCCACAGUAAUGAGGUUACUGUUCUGCUUGGGGAGAACUGGUUUUCAAAAUGCUCAGCAAAACAGGCUGUUGAGCUGGUUGAGCACAGAAAAAAACAUGUAAGAAAAGUGUUGGAUGAUUUGCAAAAAGUCAUGAAGAAUUUUGAAUCACGAGCUGAAUUCACGGAUCUGCAGAAAAUGAGUGAUUCUGCAGGUGAUUUUGUUGACAUAAGAGAAGAAAUUGAAGAUAAUAGUAUUGAAACAAAAGGAAAAUAUGGAACUGCUCACAAACCUCACUCAAAGCCAAAAUUAUCAAAUGUUUUUGAGGUGGAUAUUCCAAUGAAUGGAAGUGAUACAAAAUCCAUGGGCCAUUUUCAGUCAGAGGAGGAACUGUGGGCCCACUUGGAAGAGCUUGAGAGACAAGAGCUUCUUGGUGAACCCGACAGGAUGCCUAAUACAGUUGAGACAAAUGGAGAAGAUACAAGCUCCUCUGAAGAGAAAGAAGAUAAGAGGACAGAUCUGAAUGGGAUGUAUAGAGCAGAAGACUGUAUUACUCAGGACGACUUCCAUAAAGAAGUAACAAAUUCAGACUUGUUUGGUGGCCAAUUUAAUGGCUCUACUUAUUAUCACAGUGAUGAUAAAGAUGACAUAGAUGUUGGAGAUAACUCUGUUCCAACUAUUUUUUUCUCUCACACUGUUGAACCUAAAAGGGUAAGAAUAAACACAGGAAAAAAUACUACUUUGAAAUUCAGUGAAAAGAAAGAAGAGGCCAAGCGUAAAAGGAAGAACAGCAGCGGCAAUGGCCAUGCAACUCCAGAGCUGCCUAACAUCAAAACCCCAGCAGACAUUUACCGAAUCUUUGUUGAUGUUGUGAAUGGAGAAUAUGUCCCUCGUAAAUCAAUUUUGAAGUCUCGAAGCAGAGAGAACAGUGUUUGUAGCAAUACCGGUGAUAACAGUGCUGCUGAGUUUGAUGAUAGACGAGGAGUUCAGAGGAGUAUUAGCCGUGAUGAAGCCACUCAGAGUGACAAGAGUGAAAGCAUACUGGAGGAGGAGGAGGAGCCGGAGGGGCAGCAGCAGCAACCGAAAAAGCUUCCACACUUUUCAGGGACAACUAAGGCAUUUUCUGGAACUGUUAUAGAAAAAGAACCUUUGUCUCCCUCCUUAAUUCCCCACCCAGUCAUUACUCACCCUGUCCUGCCUACCAUUCUGGAGCAGAAAUCAGAGGAAGUCUUCUCCAAAGCAUCAGAAGAAACUCCAAAGAGGAUUUCAAAAUUCAAAGCUGCCAGGAUGCAGCAGCCCAGAUAGGUCCUGCCCAGCCAACCAGAGAUAUCUGGGCGUAUUUGUUGAAACUAUGUAGACCUGUAUGUGUGACACCUUGCUCCCUAAAAGAGUGUCCUCUUGUUAAUUUGGCAUCGGUUAUCCUUGAAACAUUUAUUGGUAAGUUUAAAAAAAAAAAAAAAGGUUCAGUGUUUGAACACUUGAGUUUUCAUCUCGGUGGGUUUCCCUGUGUGCUGUCACCACCUUUGUGUAUGUUCGCCUUACAAGAGCAGCACUUGGUUUCUUUUUCAAAAAACUGUUCCUUGCAUACACUGUUUUCAUAUUUAAACAUAAAUACCGGCAGUUUAGUGCCAGAUGUGAUGUUCUACAUACCAUAUGGACCAUUUUAAGGAAAAUUUUCACAUUUCAAAUAGAUUCAUCGGUUAUAUUGCAUUACUUUCUUUAGCAUUGUAUUCACAUUGCCGUAGGUUUUGCAACUAGGUGUCUGAUGAAAGUUUUUUUCUUCUUUCAAACCUCUCUGA